AUGUCGAGCAAGACGGCGCCGAAGAGCAUCCUGAAGAAGCCUGCCGUCGCAGGACCGAGCAAGCUGACCGGCUCCAAGGGCAAGGCCAAGGCGACCGUCGCCGUCAAGACGGCCAAGGUCAAGGCGCCUUCCCCGGAACCGGAAUCGUCGGACGACAACGACUUCCCCGACGACGACGAGUACGAGCUGGACACGGAGGACGAGAUUGAGCUUGCGCAGGCGGGAUCGGAGAAGAAGCAGCCGAAACGCAAGCGUCCGACGACGGCGAGCGAGUUCGGUUCGACGCUGACGUCGCUUCUCGCGGAGCCGACAAGCAAGAAGGCGAAGAAGGUGAAGAAGGAGGACGACAAGAAGCCGAAAUCGCAACCGAUUCUUGCGCUCAGUGCCAAGCCGCUGCCGCCUUCGCAGGCUGCUGAGAGGUUGGAGCGCCGCGCCGCGCGUGUGCUCAAGGCUGAGCGUAUGGAGCGUCUUGACCGCGCCCGUGUCCGUGAUGUUGUCGAGGGAUGGGUCCCCGCCCCGGGAGCCGAGAUGGGAAGCCAGGAGUUUGAGCGUGCGCUGCGCAAGACGGCGCAGAGGGGUGUCAUCAAACUGUUCAAUGCUAUUCUUGUCGCGAGCAAGAACGCCGAGGCGGCCGCCAAGACGCUGUCCGACAAGGCUGGACUUAAGCCCGAGGCGCCCAAGAGCAGGAAGGAGAAGGACAACAUCCUCGGCCGUGGUGGCAAGGACGACGUGCUCACCAAGGAGUCGUUCCUCGACCUUGUCCGUCGCGGCAGCGCCAAGUAA
Trichosporon asahii var. asahii CBS 2479 is the source of this 783-nucleotide messenger RNA. RefSeq lists its product as uncharacterized. Gene Ontology annotation, biological process: maturation of LSU-rRNA; maturation of 5.8S rRNA. The record is from RefSeq and is a predicted model, not a curated record. Bases 1 to 783 code for a protein of 260 amino acids. Gene Ontology annotation, cellular component: preribosome, large subunit precursor. NCBI's taxonomy places the organism in Eukaryota, Fungi, Basidiomycota, Tremellomycetes, Trichosporonales, Trichosporonaceae. The transcript has 3 exons.